AUGCCCUCCGAGCCAAGAAAGUGGUGGUCUGCGAUGUACUUCAUUUUGCACAUGAUGCUCCUUUGGCCGGUAAUCACAUUCCUAGGCUGCUUCAGCAUUUACCGUCAGGCGCAAGAGAUCCGUGCAGUCUCAUUUCCAAAGUCGCUUAGCCUGCAAGGGCGUGCUGUGCAAGCAAUUGUCUUCACGCUCGUCUCUGUGGCAUGGAUAUGGUGUCUUCCGUUUCCAUAUGAGGAUCUGAAAGGCCAUAUGAAUUGGAAUACCUUCACCAUCUGGUAUGGGAGUAUUGGUUGGGUCAAAGUCAACAGGUUUAUCUUUGCCAUCGGUCAGGCGAUACUCCUUGCCCUAGCCUUGCGUCGGCGGUCUUCGGAUAGUAUUCAACGAGAAGGCGAGACGGAGCCACUCAUUGGAUAG
Penicillium argentinense is the source of this 411-nucleotide messenger RNA. RefSeq lists its product as uncharacterized. NCBI's taxonomy places the organism in Eukaryota, Fungi, Ascomycota, Eurotiomycetes, Eurotiales, Aspergillaceae. The transcript has a single exon. Bases 1 to 411 code for a protein of 136 amino acids. The record is from RefSeq and is a predicted model, not a curated record.